Molecule: messenger RNA, 480 nt
Organism: Trypanosoma rangeli
Lineage: Eukaryota; Euglenozoa; Kinetoplastea; Trypanosomatida; Trypanosomatidae
Exons: 1
Coding region: 1-480 (159 amino acids)
Source: RefSeq, a predicted model, not a curated record
AUGAUGCGAAGCAAAAACGUGUUCAAUGAGACGACAGUAAGUGAUUCAGAUGAAGUUAAGCGCGCCCUUGAAGUCACGAAUGGCGCACGAAAUCAUUUUGUGGAUGAUCCCAACGUGAAUGGUGUCGCGUACUUUGUCGUGGAUCAAAAAAUUAUGAGGGCGGAGGCCAUUUUUACAGGGGAAAAUUGGACCUGGGCGUUUAUCUCGGACAGUUGCAGAUUUUCAAUCCCUGUCCUCUUAGCGUACGUAUUCGUUCCCUCGUGCAGGUGGCUUGGAAUAGACCUACAGUUCUGGGUUCAAGGUCGUUUGUGUUGGUGGCAGUUGCGGCAUCCCAUACUUCUUCAUUUCGCACCGGGACCACAACAGCGCCAUCAAGCGCAUCAACAUCACGAAGCCCCCACCAAAGGGCAAGGAGCAGUGGACCAAAAAUCUUUAGCGCCAACCGUACAGACACGUGUCUGGCUGUGUGGGACAAAAUAA